AUGCCACGAGGCAAUAAAGCACGAGUUCUAUGGAAUCAGGACAUAGAUGUGUAUAACCCUGAGGUUAUUCCCAUGUCUAUUGCCCGAGAGAUCCUGCGACAUUUACCAGUUCCAGAUCUUCUCAUUUUUUCUCAAGUACUGAAGAACACCUACCGUGCCGCCCAAGAUCCUCAGCUAUGGACGUCAAAAUUAUCAGCCAUGGGCUUAUGGUCGACGGCUCAGCCCCCUCAACUGAAACACAUACCAUUGAAACCGCUUGACAACCCAUUGACUGGAGUGGACCAUGUCGUCCGUGCCCCUAAAGCAGCUAAAGCUCAGGUGAUCCGGUUGUAUCGAGCAUUGCUGCCCUACUAUUACGACUUAAUGACUACACAAGCCUACGAAAACCUUAAAUUACUUCGACAGUUUGACACUCCUGAAGAUCAAGCCAGAAUUCUCAAUAAUUUGUUGAUGAUCAACAGAAUCGACACGGAGCCGCUGGCGUCUGUCGUUAGAGAUAAGUUGCUUUCCUUGAUCGAAAUUUUUGAAAGUGCCUUGCUUCGAGAGGUUGAAAUCCAUUUUGAUGUUGAAGAUUGGAAGUCGGCUCGUCGGUUUGUGACGGUGUUACUUUCGCUCCAAAAUCAGCAUACGCUUAUAGAUUUCUUCUUACAGAAAGUUGACGCCGCCGGUUUGAUGUCAAUCACUGAUCAAUUCUCUUGCGAGAAGUAUUUCGACGACGAAGGCCGUCCAGUCGAAGAAGAAUUCCAGCGGCUCCUCAAGACAGUCAUUGAUGUAUUCAAUCACCAAGCGGAAGUGGUAGACGCUAUGUUCCCCAAGGAGGUUCCGAUUAUGGCUAAAGUUUGCGAGGAGAUAAUUGCCAACCAAUUGAACCUGAUUGUUUUGAGUUUGGUGGCUUAUUCGAAGAAGUAUCCUCAACGCUACGUUGAGACAAUUCCUUACAUAUAUCAGCUGUUUACAUCGAAAUUCGUGGAGCAGCUCAUUCCUCUGGAGAAUAUUGGCAGCAGCUACAAAGAAUUGGUUAUUGAGCUCAUGGACAUGAUGUUUGAGCUGGUGGUGUCCGAAUAUGUUCGUGACGAGAUCUCAAGAGUCCGUGAGCAGUGCUCCGAUAACAUCAAUCAGUGGAUUAAAGAAGUAUCCAUGCGAGAGCAGGAGACACAGCAACAGAUCUUGAAGCAUGUUAAAGUUGAAACCAAGAAUGCCUUCUUGUCGAGUUUCAAAAAGAUGUUCGUUCCUACCAGCAAACUGGGGGAAGCUGACGCAGAGCCUGCUGAGCAGUACCUGGAAAUUGAGGCAAAAGCAAAGAUUUUGAGUGCAAACAUCCAGCUGCUCACCCUGAUACUUCUGCCAGAGCUUGUGCUCACGACACUUAACUAUGGGAAGGAAGGCUUACAUAGACUCGCGGUUUUCCGCAAUUACCUGAUGGCAGGAUUACGUCUGGACAUUCUUGCGACCAUGCAAGAGAUGUUUGUGGAUAUUAUCGAAACAAUUGGCACCAAUCAUUUGCGCCCUGGAUUUGACCGGGCCAUGCGCUAUCUUCAGACAUAUAACCCUAACCUGGCAACAUAUACUCUGGACCAUCACGAAACAUUUGAUCAGCCGCUUGUGCUUUUCUUUGAACUCAUCAACAUGGCUGAUUUGAUCAUUCAAAUGAUAGACAUCUUCUACAAGGAAGAGUUCAUUAACAAUCACUUGGUGAAGCACGAAAACUCAAUUUUGAAUCCUGCGCUUCAACACAAAAAGGGAUUGGAAGCAAUUGUUGAUCAUUAUGUUGCAGAUGGUCUCAACGUCGCGUUGGAAAUUCUCGUUGACAAAAUUGAGGAAGUAUAUCGCACUCAGUUGCGGCCGGAAGAUUAUGACCCUCCAGCACUGGCGGCAUUGGGGCAUACUGCCGCCGGAUACCAAGCAGUCCAAGUUCUAGAGGAAAACAUGGAUCUAUUGGUGGAUCUGGCCGACAGACUGAUUGUCGACGUCUUUCAACAAGAAAUAGCCGAGAGAUUCUUCCAGGUGCUUGUUAAGAUUCUCAAAAAGUCCACUAUUCUGGUUCAGGGCGCCACGAACUUGAUCAGUGACUUGAAUAUGUACUGUGAUUUUAUCAGGAGUCAUAUUCGAACCAAUAAGCGGUUGGUAUUACCCUUGUUCGAAUCCCUCAAGAAAGUUGGGAACAUUUAUCUCAUAUCAGGCGACGAUUCCAAAGCUAUCGCUAAGCUUGUCAGUGACUUGAGUAAGUUCAACGGGAUUUUCAGUCAAGAAGAGAUCUACGAAUUUGUUCAGAGACGAAAAGACUGGACCCAAGUCAAGCGACAUGUUGAGAAAGUUAUGUAUGGCUUUGGCUUCGGCGACUGCGUUAUUAUAUAG
Messenger RNA from Diutina rugosa, 2355 nucleotides. It is a transcript of the gene RCY1, whose product is annotated as Rcy1p. Gene Ontology annotation, cellular component: exocyst; cytoplasm. The coding region runs from base 1 to 2355 and encodes 784 amino acids. The transcript has a single exon. Gene Ontology annotation, molecular function: protein binding. Gene Ontology annotation, biological process: exocytosis; Golgi to plasma membrane transport. The record is from RefSeq and is a predicted model, not a curated record. Lineage: Eukaryota; Fungi; Ascomycota; Pichiomycetes; Serinales; Debaryomycetaceae.